AUUACGACUGUCGGAUGAAUAUUCAUAUUGAGAUAUUAUCAUUGUAUGGUUGAGCUUCGUAACUCAGAGAUAUCAGUUGACGGGUAAAGUAUUUCAACUCCUGCCGCGUUUAUCAUAAAAAUGUUUUAUUUUUAGCUUUUAAAUAAAUUGAAACAAAUAGGUUUGUCUCGGCGAUCGUUCUCAUAUACAGGGGCCGCAUAAUUUCGUGUGAUAUAAUAGCGCGUUUCUUAACUACCGUAGUCACAACGCGAGCGUUAUAACAGAGUAAAGAUGUUCUCGCGGUUCGUUAUCGUUGCCUGUCUUUGCCUAGGGUUUUCAAGCGCCUGGCUAUUCAGCGGUCCAGAUUGUGAUGAGCAAAACAGCUGCAAAACUUGUGCUCAAACCGAAAGCUGGUCAGGAAAGCGAUGCCGUUGGUGUCCCCGUACGUCAACAUGCCACGCUCACGGCAGCGUGGUGAACAAAUGCUCGCGAGCGGAAAAUGUCGUCAACUCUAAAGACUGCAACAAGAUAGUUCAAAAAAAGUACGACAAAAAUCUCGCGUAUAAAUUGGUCCAACUUUGCGCAUUAGCGUACUCUCCCGACGUCGCGAAGUACAAAACUAAAGCUGAGUCAGACGAAGUAAAAACAUUUCAUCUUGUGAAGCAAGUUAUAAAUUCUUGUUCAGGAGAGGCAAUGUGCUCUGGUUUCGUCGCUGUUUCGCAUUCGGAAAAAGCCAUCGCCAUCGCAUUCCGCGGUACCGAACAUUCGCAACAACUAAUCACCCAAAUGAAACGCGUUUUAUUGGAGCAAAAACAGUCCUUCGAAGCGGGUGGAAAAGUUCAAGGAUAUUUCAAGGAUGCAUUUGAAGUUGUGUGGAAAGACUUAAAAAGCUAUGUUUACGAACAGAUAAAGAAGUAUCCAAAUUACGAAGUUUGGGUGACAGGACAUUCUCUCGGUGGAGCGCUUGCAUCUCUUGCCAGUACAACGAUCGCAUUCGAAAGAAAGAAGAGACACCAAAAGAAGACACCAAAAGACAACUUGGUAUUGUACACCUUUGGUCAACCCAGAGUUGGUAACUACGAUUACGCUUUUGCUCACGAUAAUUUGGUGCCUCAAAGUUUUCGAGUGACGCAUUAUCGCGAUGUAGUUGUCCAUCUUCCGACCUGCACAGUGUUCCUACCCGGUACCCCCUGUAUUUCCUUGGGUGGCGGUCCGUAUCAUCACGGCAAGGAAGUCUUCUACGGAACCGAAAUCAUGGCAAAAGACUCUUCAUACAAAACGUGCAAUGGAAACCCGAAAAAUGAAGAUUUUGGUUGCAGUGAUAAUCCCUUGGUAUGGGGGCGAUGCUUCACUGGGGAGGCAGCUCGUUGCGUUGAAGACCACAAGCAGUACUUUGGCUUAAACGUUGGUAUUUGGUGGAAAAGUAUUCAAGUGUGAACGAUGUAUACCUUCUGAAUCUAUUAUCUUCUUUACUCUUUGUUUCAAUUAGUUAAAAAAUAUGUCAUUUCACACAGGCUAUAGCUAUAAUUAAAAUUGUUACAUGCACACAAAAAUAAUGGGGCUGCUGGGGCGAGUGUGUUUAAUCAUUAAACCUUUAAAUAAAAGUAAGAUAAAACAACGUAUAUUUCGCACUAUGAAACUGUAUAUAAGGGGGGUUAGGCGAUUUUAUCAAUUAUAGGUGGACUAGAAAUGUAUUUUUGCCUGCCCGAAAUAAUUUUACACUUUUAUGCCGCGAACAUCGCGAUAAUCUGUUAUAAUAUUAUACAUCAUAAAUAGAACUUUUGUCGUUACCGACCUUAUCGUAUUGAGCUACUUCCUUUAAAGACUUUAACGCUCCUGCCGAUAAGUUGAAAUCGCAAUCGGUAAAAGGGUCGUUUACCAGUGUACAAAAUAUGCAGUAAUAAGUAAAUUUUUAGAACACGUAUAUGCGCAGUAUAUCGGCCGGGUAUUGUGAUGCAUGUAUUGAGCAUGCAGGGUUUCAACAAUGCAAGGAAAUUUCCUUGGAAUUGACAACCACAAGGGAGGGAUGGAUCUGUGUUAAUAGAAUAUAUUAUGCAUAUUUUUCAAAACUUCUUUGUUUCGCUUUUUUGUCAUUGCUAUCAAGGGGUAACAUAUACUAUAAUGAAUAUACGCGAUGACUGCCACGAGGAGAGAAAAGUUAGGCGAACCCGGAUUCUUCCAGUAAAGCAAUAAUCUCCAAUAAGCAUACCUGCAACAACGACGCUCGCUGUGGCAGUUUUCUUCCCAG
Molecule: messenger RNA, 2227 nt
Organism: Dendronephthya gigantea
Lineage: Eukaryota; Metazoa; Cnidaria; Anthozoa; Malacalcyonacea; Nephtheidae
Product: lipase ZK262.3-like
Exons: 2
Coding region: 271-1416 (381 amino acids)
Biological process (GO): lipid metabolic process
Source: RefSeq, a predicted model, not a curated record